AUUAAAACUAUUUAUUUAUUUGUUUUUAUUUAUGAAAUCACUAAAUUAAACUAAUAUAUUUAUGAAAAAUCCAAAUUAUGCUUUUAAAUUGAAAAACAAAAAUGACGUUUACGCAUUACAUGAAACUUGUGCCUGCUGAAUGCGAUGAAAAAACAAGGAAUUACAUAGAAGGGAAAUUAAAUGAACUGGAUGCGUCAAUAAGACUUUUAAAAAUCAAAUGCGGUAUGUGCAAAGUUGACCGGGCCAUGUUCAAAGAGAACCGAGAAAUUCUCGCAGCUAAUCUGAGAACAAAGUUCCCGAACUCGAUGGUACUACUUAAAGGAAACGAUUUGAUCAUAUCGCCUGAUUGUUCAUUCUGUUUCCAACAGGACUCGUAUUUCUAUUGGGCUUUCGGCGUGGAAAAACCGAACUUGUGGGGUGCAGUCGAUGUAGAGACAGCUAAGUCCUAUAUUUUUUUGGACUGUCAUGUCAAUAAAAACAUUUCUUGGAAAAAGAAGUACAAGAUAGACAAGGUGGUUCCUCUCUCUGACAUGAAACAAGAGAUUUCCAAACUCGGUCGUAAUAUAUUCCUCGUUUUGUCAAACAUGGACGAGGAAAAGUUCAACAAAAUGAGCGAUAACAAAAUCGUGUCAAUUUUCGCCACAUGCGGGAUAUGGAUGUGCAACACAGUGCUUACUCCAAUCUUCAACGAAUGCCGCAUGGUUAAGUCGUUGGAAGAACAGACAAUCAUGGCUGUUGCUGCGAACCUUAACAGCGAAGGAAUGGUAUACGUCCUGCGGAAUAUGAGACCGGGUCUCACAGGGUACUCCUUAGGCGCACUAUUCGACCUAUAUACGAUGUCUAGUGCACUCCACGUGUCAAGAGCCAGACCUAUAUCCUGCCUUGCCGGAGACAAACUGUUUUGUUUGGAUCAUCGACAAUCCACCUUUCAUUUGACAGACAACCUCAAAUCCGGCGGUCUGUGCAUUCUCGAUAUGGGGAUAGCAAUGCGCAACUAUAGGACCAACUUAAUCGUUACGGUCCCAGUUAAUGGCAUCUUCUCUGAUUCUCAAGCGAUUAUCUAUAAUAUCGUACUAGAAAUGAUGUCAGUCAUGCUCGAUCAAUUGAAGCCGGGUAUAAAAUUUGCACAAGUAGCAAAUGCAGUUCGGAAGAAAAUGGUAACAUUAAUGAUUCAAAAUUUCAUUCUAGAAGGAACGAUUGACGAUAUAAUAGAUUCUGGAAUAUGCGAUUUGUUCUAUCCUCACGGUAUAGGUCAUUUUAUGGGAAUCGAUUUUUACGAUUGCGUAGAUGAAACAGAUAUACAGUCGAAAGAGAACAAUGGAGUCCCAUCCAUCCAUCACUUAGUGGCCAAGGAAGGCAUGAUCUUGGCACUUAAUAGUGAACUUUUCAUCAAUGAGUUAAUGAUCAAGAAGUGGUUGAAAACUUCAGCAGGUGUUCAUCUUCAAUCUCGAUACCUAACUAGUUACUUCGGUCUAGCUGCGCGGAUCCAAGACAUCGUUGUUAUAGAGUCACAUUCAGUAAAAUUAAUGUCAAAUCUCCCUAGAACAAUAGAAGAUAUACAAAAGACGAUGUCAGAUAAGACGGAUAUACCUUUCAAAACACCCAGAAUAUGCCGCUCCAUUGAAAGAAAUACGCCAGAAACGGGAAAGUUUCCAGUUUCCAAGAGAAGAGAAACAAAUAGUGAGAUUUUUGUGGAUGGAGAUAGUGGUUACAGCGUAUUGAAGUUGAGGUGCGAUUACGAACCGAAGGAUGAAAAGCGGUUGGAUUUGUACAAAGCUUUGAAUGUGAUUAAGGAGAUCAGGGAAUGGAAACCUAUGAAGUACCUCAACCAAAUCAUGGAAGAGGUUUACGAAUACCCGGCCAAGAUCCCCAACUUGUUGGAACUAGUGAUGAUCCCUUUGAUCCCACAUAGAAGAAGGCCCAAGUUUCUUCCGUUCCCCAUGGCGACAUCUUCAACCGAAGCAAGAGGUAAGUUCCGUGAGGGGGGUUACGGCUGCCCUUAUUUCGACUGGAACGAAAAUUUCGAAUCGUGUAUGGCAAUUCAAGAAACCUGUUUAGAAGAAUAGUUAUUAUAUUUGUGGAUUAAUUAAAUUCAUUUGUUGAAUUAUAGAAUUGAUAUAACUGCAAUGUUCAUCUAAAAUACCUAAGAAAGGAACUUUUUUUUCUGUUGGCUCUCUUUAUCUCUUGCCCACAUAAAUGUUGCGUAUUAAUUACUUUUAAGCACACCAGUGAAUUUUUUAUGAUAUUUCGCAUUCGGAUUAAAAUAUUUCAUGAACUACAAAUCGGGC
This is a messenger RNA of Nezara viridula (southern green stink bug), 2288 nucleotides long. The record is from the annotation of a GenBank genome assembly. NCBI's taxonomy places the organism in Eukaryota, Metazoa, Arthropoda, Insecta, Hemiptera, Pentatomidae.